This is a messenger RNA of Caenorhabditis elegans, 1803 nucleotides long. The record is from the annotation of a RefSeq genome assembly. NCBI's taxonomy places the organism in Eukaryota, Metazoa, Nematoda, Chromadorea, Rhabditida, Rhabditidae.
AUGUCGAUCGCGUAUGGUUUCGACCCGAAUAUUUCGCCAAUUUAUGAUGAUGACGAUGACGAGCACCGCCAUUCCACCCAUUUCAGCUCGGCGGACACUCCGAAAAAGACCGGACGCCCGAGCAAUCGAACAAUGGGCACUUCAAUUCAAAUCAGCGGGGAUUUCAGUAAUCUCAGCAGUUUUCGCCCGGAAAACUCGGCGAUUUCGGAAAUUGUUCUGGAUUCCGGCGAUGAAGAGGAGGUUACAGAUUCUCGGGAAGAUGUUGUAGACCAUGAUGAUGAUGAAGAAGUACCUGAAUCCGUUGAAUAUCUGGCUGAAACCGUCAUUGUGCUCUCCGACGGGUGUUGCCUGCCUAUUCGACAUCAUUUGUCGGAAAAAUUAAUUGAAAUGGGUGCAGAAGUUCAAAAAUCAAUCGAUAACCGGACCACCCAUAUCGUCGUAGACCGCUAUGCCGAAGAAAAGCUUGUCGGAGAGGCAAUGUCCAGAAAACCGGAGCCUCCGAUGUUGGUAGACGUGAAAUGGAUUCAGGAAUGUCUGGAUAAUCGACAAAAAUGCAAAGAAAACACAAACGUGACGCCGGCUCUCAAGCUUCCGGGAACCUACUCCAUUAGGCGAUGAGGAGGAAACUUUUUGGGAGGAUAUGGAAAAUGAUGCUCCAACUGACCCUGCAAAGCUUUUGGAGCAAAUUCGGAAGCUCUCGGAGAGGCUUGAUGCUUUAAUGGAUUACGUUCCUGUCAUCAGAUUCGAAUAUCAUUCUCCGGAUUGCCCUAGAUUAAUAUAUAUCCGCAAAGAAAAUCAAUAUUCCCGGCGAUGAGAUUCUCGAGAUUUCGUCCGGUAGAGCGCAUUCUCUGAUUCGAACCGAUUUGGGCGUUUUUGCGAUUGGCGAUAAUAAUUUUGGGCAAUGUGGACGAUCGGUGGUCAGCUGACGAAUAUCAACAAAUAUCAGGAUUAUUAUAUAUCCGCAAAGAAAAUCAAUAUUCCCGGCGACGAAAUUCUCGAGAUUUCGUCCGGUAGAGCGCACUCGCUGAUUCGAACCAAUUUGGGCGUUUUUGCGAUUGGUGAUAAUAAUUUUGGGCAAUGUGGACGGAAUCCUGAGAUUUCGGAAUUUGUUGUGGGCUCUGAAGAGUCUCCACUACUUCUCCUGUCAUUUCCAACCUCGGAGCCAAUAAUCUCAAUCCACUGCUCAAUGGACACAUCAUUUGUCGUAGAUUCCAGUGGCGCCGUAUUCAGUUUCGGCCUAAACGAGGACGGCCAGUGUGGAAAUGAGGCCUACGGGAUACAAUGGGAACCGGCAAAAGUUCGAGGAGACGUGGAAGGCUCGAAAAUCCAAAAAGUGUCAGGAUCCACGGAUACCCUACUUGCCUGUAGUGAAAACGGCGAAAUUUUCAUUUGGGGACAAACGGAGUACGGUCAAGCGGCUGGAGCAACUGAUGAGAUUCAAUUGAAUACGUCACGCCACGUGGCAAACUCGCUGGGACCUAUAAUUUGUGUUGAUAGUACACAGUCAUCUGUUGUGGCACGAAAUUCCCGUGGAAAUGUCUUUGUUUGGGGUGUUGGAGUACUUGGAAUGGGUCCUGAAGCGGAAUCUCUCAAAACGCCCACGCAAAUGGAUCAACCGCUUUUUGAUAGGAAAAUGGUCACAUCCGUCUCUGCCGGCAACAGCUGUAUGUCUGCAAUCAAUGAAGACGGCCGACUACUCAGAUAAAUCGAACCACGCAGGCACCGCUCCAAACCACGCAGGUGACUGCCCACCACGCAGGCAACGCGUCAAGACCACGCAGGCAACCAAAAGCACGCAGGUGA